AUGACUUCCAGACCACCUCAAGAACUUCUCUCCGCCCUUAUUCAAGCACUUGAGCAUGACAUUGUCCCAUUGACAGAACAAGGCGUGGCCUCAGGAAGCAAAGUCUUUGGCGCUGCCAUCCUUUCCUCGCAAACCCUCAAACCACUCACAGUUUCUACCAACGAUGAACGAGCAUCUCCUCUUCUUCAUGGAGAGAUCAAUUGCAUUCAAGCCUUUUACACAAAGACUUUUCCCGAUCCAAAAAGUCGACCGGACCCACGUGAAGACUGCGUCUUUUUCGCAACUCAUGAGCCGUGCAGUCUCUGUCUCAGCGGUAUUGCAUGGUCUGGUUUUAAGGAAUUGUACUAUUUGUUCACCUGCGAGGACAGCCGCGACCAGUUCUCCAUCCCGUAUGACAUUGAUAUCCUGGAAGAGGUCUUCCGUGUGAGAGCGGAAGGAGAGAGCGACACGGCGUUGCAGAAUAGAGCGCUGUAUAAUAAGAAAAACAAGUUCUUUGUUGCCAAGAGCGUUCAAAAUCUCGUCGACGAGAUCCAGGAUGAGGAUGAGAAACAACGUUACAAGGUCGAAGUAAACAGGGCCAAGGCUCUCUACAAUGCUUUGGGUGAAGAGUAUCAGAGGAAUAAGAAUAAUGGGAUAGAAACUUCAAGCACAUGGAGAUAG
Molecule: messenger RNA, 660 nt
Organism: Fusarium venenatum
Lineage: Eukaryota; Fungi; Ascomycota; Sordariomycetes; Hypocreales; Nectriaceae
Product: cytidine deaminase-like protein
Molecular function (GO): catalytic activity
Source: RefSeq, a predicted model, not a curated record